Molecule: messenger RNA, 419 nt
Organism: Strongylus vulgaris
Lineage: Eukaryota; Metazoa; Nematoda; Chromadorea; Rhabditida; Strongylidae
Source: the annotation of a GenBank genome assembly
AUGUCUUCACCUUCCACACCCUCGAUGGGCGGAUUGGCUCCAUCCAGUCUUGAGCAGAUAUUACGUCUCCGACAUGAGAGAAAUCAACGAACGCCAAAAUGCGCCCGGUGUAGAAAUCAUGGAACAGUUUCGGCAUUGAAAGGUCACAAACGUUUCUGUAAGUGGAAGGACUGCAUGUGUGCGAAAUGUACUCUAAUAGCAGAAAGGCAGAGAGUUAUGGCUGCACAGGUUGCUCUACGACGUCAACAAAGUCAAGAGGAAAAAGAAGCAAAGGAUCUUCAAAUUCUUCUUGGAGGAAACGCUAGCGAACUGUUGGAUAUGCUGCGAAAAAACGAGCAAGAGACGUUAGCCACAGCCCUCGACAAUGACGGUGGGUCAUUCAUUAAUCAUGUAAUGAUACACUUCAAACACAACUAACU